AUGGUAUAUAGCGGACAGGCAGCCGGUGGUCAUUAUCAACACACGGGCUCUGGUGAAUACAUUUGCCUCCCAAACGACCCCGAGUAUGACAAAUACAAUCAAAUCAAUGACGAUCAUAGAUCACUGAUGUAUGGGGCUGAGUAUGAAACACACCAAAAUCCUCCAGCUUUAGGCGAUCUCUACGAUAAUGACGCACCGUGUUCUAUUUGUCUUGCUCGCGGAAAGACAACAUUGAUGAUACCUGGCCGCACAUCGUGCUACAACGGAUGGACCCAGGAGUACCAGGGGGAGUACCAUUCCCAUCAAGGGAAAGGAUAUGUCUGCAUGGAUAGAAACGCCGAGGCGCUGCAUUCCAGCUUUACCCACCUAAAUGGAGCCCUGUUAUGUAGUGUCGAAGGUCGGUGUGGUACAUUGAAAUGUCCUCCGUACGUCGAGGGAGCAGAACUAGCCUGUGUCGUUUGUUCAAACACAACAUGA
This is a messenger RNA of Dreissena polymorpha, 477 nucleotides long. RefSeq lists its product as uncharacterized. The coding region runs from base 1 to 477 and encodes 158 amino acids. The transcript has a single exon. The record is from RefSeq and is a predicted model, not a curated record. NCBI's taxonomy places the organism in Eukaryota, Metazoa, Mollusca, Bivalvia, Myida, Dreissenidae.